CGCCAACAGCCGCGACAACGUCCGUCGGCCGUGAAAAUACCGCCGCGGCGUCGGCCGGUCACAUUCUGCAUAAUAUUCAGUUUCUGUUUAACCAUGUCGAGCCGACGAUCAAUCGUAAUCGUCAUUGUUAUCGUCGCGGUCUUAUCGCUGUCGGUUUUUCUGGCGGCGCUCGCGCGUUGUCCCCGGGCCGCCACCGCCAACGCCGCCGCGAACAGGAGCUACGACGACCGGGAGUCCGGGACGAUGGCCGAAUUAGCCGGCGCCGUCCGAUCCCGCCGUUCCAUAUUCGCGGUGGUGCCGGAGUUCGAAGAUUUUUGGUUCAGGAUCCUGAAAAAAGAUAAGAAGAUCGAUUACUAGCGACUGCCGUAUGGCCGUUGCGGUCCGUGCGAGCCGUUCUAUAAGUAUUUGUUUUUUGUUUUGCUCUCAAACGCGUCCCAUUUUAUACGGGCCGAGUACGAUUUCCCCGACUUCUGUACACAUUAUCCGCACGACGGCGAAUAUUUACGAAAUUAAAAUAUAAUAAAUAAAUAAAAUAGCCUUAAUUUAUAAAAAAAAAAAAAAAAAAAAAAAAUGAAAAAAAUUACCAAUUAUUAAUAACACUGUCCGUUAGUUGAGAUUUUUCCUAAACAGCAAAACCUUCGAUUAGGUUUAACACCGGGGUUUUGAACAUGUAUUUUAUAAACGGGUACUCACGGGCGUGAAAAUGUUUUGAUUUUAUAUAAUUUACAUUAAAACUCGAACAAUAUUAUUAUUUUUUUGCCGUACGUACAAAUUGUGAGCACAGUCAUGUGUUAAUGUAAUCAUACGCUGUAAACACUUAUUGGAAAUCCUAAUAAUGUUUCGAUUAAUAAACUGUAUUUUAAUAAAAUGUAUUUAUUUUUAUUUUGUAAUAAUUGUAUUAUUUAUUGUAUUAUGUAUGUUUGUAAAUAUACGAAAACGGUAUACUGUAGUAUACAGGGAUUAUCAAAUUUCAUAUUACAUAAUGACAACUUAUAUUGAAAGUUCCAUAAAUAAAC
Cinara cedri is the source of this 1016-nucleotide messenger RNA. NCBI's taxonomy places the organism in Eukaryota, Metazoa, Arthropoda, Insecta, Hemiptera, Aphididae. The record is from the annotation of a GenBank genome assembly.